Fibroporia radiculosa is the source of this 1143-nucleotide messenger RNA. RefSeq lists its product as uncharacterized. The transcript has 12 exons. NCBI's taxonomy places the organism in Eukaryota, Fungi, Basidiomycota, Agaricomycetes, Polyporales, Fibroporiaceae. Gene Ontology annotation, cellular component: fungal-type vacuole membrane. Gene Ontology annotation, molecular function: calcium:proton antiporter activity. The record is from RefSeq and is a predicted model, not a curated record. Bases 1 to 1143 code for a protein of 380 amino acids. Gene Ontology annotation, biological process: calcium ion transmembrane transport; intracellular calcium ion homeostasis.
AUGGCCACCAUCACCGACCACACCCCUCUCCUUGAGAAUAACAACGGCCCCGGAGCCCGUUCCUUCGUCUGCCGUAUAGUGGACAUGCUCAAGGCGGAUGGACAACCAUCGUGGCUGGCUUCGUACCGCUUCUUCCUGUUUGGUUCUUGGCUAAAUGCCCUUCUGAUGGCCAUACCACUGAGCUUCGUCGCUCAUGCUUAUGAUUGGGAUGCGGCAUUUUGCUUCACUUUCAGCUUCAUUGCGAUCAUGCCAUUGGCCGCGCUCUUGGGCACUGCCAUGGAUCAGAUGUCCAUGCAAGCAGGCCAGACGCUUUCUGUACUGCUCAAUGCCACUUUCGGAAAUGCACUCGAACUCAUAGUGGGCUUCACUGCUUUGUUCAAAGGUUUUGUUUGGUCUCACGUUCCGAGACACUGUGAAACUAAGAUCAGGUUCCCAGACGAACUGCGCAUAGUGCAGACUUCUAUGCUAGGCUCUAUCUUGUCCAACCUACUCUUUGUCUUAGGGUCUUCCUUUCUUUUGGGAGGCUUCCUCAAAGACAGCAAAUAUAACGAGACCGCCGCUCAAGUAUCUUGCUCACUAAUGACGUUGACUUGUAUCACUCUAGUUGUACCUGCAGCAUACCACAAUGCUCAGACACACGGUGUCGGGUUCAUCGAUGGUGCAAUCCCUACGAAGACGGGAUACCUAAUAGAUGGGACGAAUCUCGACGGCGAUGCCGAAUUCGGCCUUAGGUUCAUUUCGCGGGGAACAUCCAUCCUGCUCCUCCUCGUCUAUCUUGGGUAUAUCAUAUUCAAGCUCAAAACCCAUGCCGCAUUAUUCGAGGCUGAGUCUGCUCAAAUAGAGGAGGAAUCCCAGCAAAUGAACAUUCCUGCUGCCACACUUGCCUUACUGCUAGUGACUGUACUCACUUCGUUCUGCGCAAAUUAUCUAGUGGCUUCGAUUGAAGAAACCGCUGAGAAUUACCGUAUAUCAAGGCUAUUUAUCGGCCUCAUCCUUCUUCCCAUAGUGGAAAACGCUGCUGGGCAAAUCAUGUCGAUCCGGAUGGCACGCAAGGACAAGAUGGAGAUCACAAUCGGUAUAUGCGUCGGGGGUGCUAUUCAAGUAUCUGCAUUUGUGAUCCCACUGCUUGUGAUUAUCGGUUAG